This is a messenger RNA of Spirometra erinaceieuropaei, 6037 nucleotides long. The record is from the annotation of a GenBank genome assembly. Lineage: Eukaryota; Metazoa; Platyhelminthes; Cestoda; Diphyllobothriidea; Diphyllobothriidae.
AUGCGUGGCUUCGAGUGCAUCAAGGGCACCGUGACGGAAUUAAUUGUACACCACAGUUUGAAAAAUCUGCGUGUAAGUGACCCUCCGCGAACAUUUAUUUGUCUUUUCACUGUUUAUCUUCCCACCGGACGGUCGUGCAGACUUUUCAUGCUGCCAGUCCGGGCGACGAUCUGAUAGUUUUAGUUUUUCUCUGACGAUGGGGACACUGUAGGACUUCUGACUAGCAAUCAGCUGACGCCGCCUACGGCACCCAACAUGUCUUUCUUUCUCUUUGCCUCCUCUCCCCCCCCUUUUCUUUUGUCCGCAUGCCUGCCUGGGCGUAGGUUGAUGUACAGUAGGUGGGCUAACUCAUGAAAUCUCAACAGAAAUUCCGAAAUGCGUUUUCGUUUCGAAAAGAUUAAUUAAGCAGGGUUCUAAAACCAAUCAUAAUGCGGGAUAAUUCUAUAAUAUUUCAGAUUCCUCAGGAUGCCAGCUUUCAAAUGAACGUCCUUCCAGCUGCAUCUAUAAACCAUACUCCGUGAAAAUGACUACUUAAGUAGCAUGCACUUUUUCAUCGAUUUUCAAUGUCCUAAAAGAUUUAAUUAGAUCUCAUGGAAAACAUGCGUAAACUGUUCAUUCUCUUGCUCAUUCGGUAGGAAAUUACGUCUUCUCUGAAUUCUAUACUCGAAGGAACGGUAAAAUUCGGUUUUAAAAAGUUUCCAAUUGUGAUACUUUUAAAUACCGCGAAAUGGCCGUUUAUAAAUCGCCAUAUCUCUGCAUUUACCAAUGUGGCUUGUAAAGUUAACAAUGUGGCUCAAACCCACUACUGAAUUUUAUGAACCGUAUAUGGUCCCCCUUUAUUACUGUAGAGAAAUGUAUGGUUUUCCGUACGCGGAAAAUACAUGGCUUGCAGAUUGGAAACCCUGAAUGCGCGUGUAACGGCAGGUCGGGUUCGGGAAUAGGAAAAGUUUUAUAAAACCAAAUUAUAGUCUUCCUUCGAGCAUAACAUUGAAAUAAGACGAAAUUUUCUACUGAAUGAGCAAAAUAAUGAACAUUUUUAUGCGUGUUUUCCAUGAGAUCUAAUUAAAUCUUUAAGGACAUUGAAAGUUAAUGAAAAAAUGCAUGCUACUUAAGUAGGCAUUUUUCACGGAGUAUGGUUUUUGGAUGCAGCCGGCGUCCUGGGGUAACGGAAUUAUUAUAGAAUCAUGCUGCACGAUGAUUGGUCUUACAACCCUGUUUAAUUAAUCUUUUUGAAAGGAAAACGCAUCUCCAAAUUCUGGCUCUCCCGACAUCUUCGGUUGUCGGUAGGCUCUCGAGCGUUGCCGUCGGGUCUGUCCGUUUGGGGGUACUAGCAGCGAACUCUGCUGAGCGCUUAUUGAUACGGAAUGUCCGGUCGGCAGCCUCACACCACUCUGCUUUCCGUUACGUUGAUCUAAUCUGAAAGGAGGAGUACAGUAAUACGCCGUUUCGUUAUGAGGUUAGACUUAUGAACUGUCGAUAUCGUCUUGUCCUCACAACUGAUGGGGCUUUAACUUCGUGCCUAGUGGUGAUUGGCUGUGGCCGAUUCCCCUUGGUCGUGUUUGUCAUCUGGAUGAUUUUUCGGAAUUACGGUGCACAAAAAGUCCGACGAUACAAAUCAAACAGGUUUAGGUGGUAAUAAUCGCCGCGGGUGACUGUGGCCUAGAUGAACGUUGGAAACGCUAGGCACGCCCAGGAUUGGGUCAUUGGUAAACGGUCAGGCGUUGGUAGGCAGACCGGGGUUUGCGGAAAAGUGUUUGCAUUUGGCAGUUGUUUCAUCGAAGGUGCCGCAACGUCGACGACUUAACUGUCCCACCUAACAUCCAUCUGAUUACAACUGCGUCCCCCCCUUUUUUUGCGGUUGAGAAUACGCGGGAUUGCCACGAGGAUGUGGUUACCUCUGUAGUUGCCUCUGUCAUUCCUUUACCAUGUCGGCCGGCCGGUGUUGAGAUUAGUCCUAGUGGCUGAUUCGGCAUGAGUUCCCGUGUAGUACAUGCUCCCGACACAUACAUCGAUGGUUAAGGACAAGGAAGAGGCGACGAACCAUGCCGAAUUUAUUAACAUCAUAAGAUUUCGUGACCUCUUAUUCAACUGCACACGGUCAGAGAUCUGCCUAGAGGGAUGAGACAUGAUGGGUAAGUAAAACAGUCAUUCUUGGUCUGAUAUACGGUUGCGCAUGGCGAGGGGGAAGGGGGGAGGAAGCUAUCUAAGCAGGCAAGUUUAUAUUACGAUGAAUACCUGUCAGGCGUGAUUAAAAGUCAACACACGCGGCAGCACUCAGUCAUGCGGGGAGGGGGAAAGGGGAAUGAAGGAACGGGUUUGGGAAUGGGGUUAUAGGCAUUAUCGUCCCCUAUCCUGGCAGUGCGAGGUUGAUCACGUGAUCCAGCUGCUUUCAGAGUUAUGGACUCCUCCUCCGUAUUGCAGCGACAUCGGGAAAGCGCAGGAGGUCGCCCGAUGUUAUACUUAAGAAAGGAGUAUAAUUAGGUUUUAAAAAAGUUUCAAAUUAUGACACUUUUUAAGACCGCGAAAUGCUCAUUCACAUAGCAUCGUACCUGGCCGUUUACCACUGCUCCUCAUGAAAUGUACAACAUGGUUCGCAUCCAUUGCAAAAUUUUAUGGACCCUGUAUGAAAUCUCCUUAAUGACAUGGAAAAAUAUGAGAUUUUCUUCACGCGGAACGCAUGCACCUUGUAGAGUGUAAUCACUAUGCGCUAAUGCAACGAAUGAUCAGGCUCAAAAUUUUUCGGCAAUAAGAAAACUUUCUUAAAACCUAAUUAUACUCCUUCCUUAAGUAUAAAAUAUAAAGAAGACGUGAUUCUCUAUUGAUUGACUAAAAGAAAGCAUAUUUUUGUUUAUGGUUUGUAAAAAAUAUAUUUGAAUUUCCAAGACCAUCGAAAAUCAAUGGGAAAAAAAUGCAUGCUACUUAAGUAGUCAUUUUUUACCAAGUACGCUUUCUGCAGGAGAUUGAAGAGAAGUGCAUUGAAAAGCCGACAUCCUGCCGAGUCCAAAAUGUUAUAAGAGUAUGCCUUAGGAUAAUCAGCAUCACAACCGCGACCAAGUAAUCCUUCCUAAUCGAAAACGCAUUUCAGAAUUUUAGCCAACAUUUCAUGAGAUCGGUCACGCACUGUAGGACCUUAAAUGCAGUCAUUGGGCCCACCGUAUAGCCCGUGUCUUCUAGGUGCUUUGUAAUUCAGCUCCUGGGUACUCGAUUUUCACCCUCAACGGCCACUUCGGCAUGUCUUCAGUUGACCUAACUGCCAACUGCCUUUGCGUGCUCCUAGUGUAUUUGCUUCCGCAACUGCAUGUGAAGUCAUAAGUACAGUUUGAUGUGGCGCGCAUCGGCAGAAUGUCUUUGGUUGGUCUUACUGGAAUUGCCGUUGUAGUGCUUAUGAGCAACAAUUUAGAGGUGACGUACGUCCGUUCAAUCGUGCACUGAAGUCGGCACUUAAUCACAUUGAACACAUCAUCACCCAAUUUUUCGGCACGGAAAUUUUCACAGGAUUCCCGUGUCUGGGAUGGGGAUACUUAUCGACGAACUUCUCCGGAUACCCGUUUCUAAGAAAAACGCUCUUUAAGAAACUGAAUUUGUCGUCGAUCGUAUCUGGGGUGUCUCUAUUGAGGUGGCACAAAACCAAGUUUCCUUUUCUCUUACUUGGUACGAAAUUGAGAAAGUGCAUAUACUGUCCUCUCCAGGUGGUUUUUCGAUAGAUGGAUCUCUGAAUGGAACCAUCUGUUCGCCUAUGUACGAGUACACCUAAGAAAAGCAGCGUGUCGUUCUUCUCAAGCACGAUCGUAAAUUUGAUGUUUGCAUGUGCUUUAUUCAUGACCUUAAGCAGUAAUUCUCCUUCUCUUUUGGGGUUUUUUGACUAUGGCAAAAAUGUCAUCCAGAUAUCGCCCAUAGAAUACGGACUGCUCUAAGUUCUGAAAUAAUUCGCGUUUGAGAUUGGACCUUAGCUUGUGUUGUCGCCUUUUCCUUGUUCAAAUUUCUUCUGAGGGCUAUAAGGAGUCGUGCAGACCAAACGCGCACUCACGCCGUAAACCAGCCUGGCUGCCGUUUUGUCCCAGUGCAGAUCGUCUUUGGCGGUAUCGAUCCAGAAAAGCAUGUGUAUUGUUGUAAACUGAAGUGUUCUGGGCUUUUUGUUGUGUAUGUGAGAGGAGGCGAGGCGAGGGGGGGGGAGUAGGCGCGCAAACGUGCCCGUUAAGAGCAUCUUGUACUUUGCCUCAGCGCUGCCUGGAAAGACGCAAGGAGCGCCUGCCUAUUCAUUUGUUUCUCAAUCUUAACUCGCACGAGCGGGAAUGCAGGGCUGUGUAGGCUGCAUCUCCCCCCCCCCCCACCUCCCUCAGGCUGACGUGAUGUACUUCUUUCACCAUAACAGUCGAAACACACGUUGGGCUAACUGGCAUGCCCCGAGUCUUGUACACGGCCGCGUUACUAAGUAGGCAGGCCAGCCAGUACGACAGUUACUCGCAGAAGUACGCAGAGAUCGUAUAAGUAUGAGGGGGGAGGUGAUGGAAGGAGUAAGUUUUGGUAUUACCGACAAAGACAAGGGAGACUGAAAUGAGCACUUCUGGCUUAUUAGCCGUUGUCAGCCAGUCAGACCCAGCCUCGAAGUGUGGCAAACCCGAGGCUCGAACUCGCCACCUGUUAGUUAGAAGUGCACGCCUCUAACCACUGGGCCACAAGCUCGUUGCCCUGCCGGUUUUCGAUCGGGAAUAUGCACUGGUAGCGGGCGCUCACCGAUCGUUCUUACGGAACUUACUCAUUCCGUUGUGCCUUACGGGCUCUCUCUUGAGCCCAACCAGCAGCUCGUGAUAUAGGCAGUAUGUUAUUACCGACAAUAACGAGGGAGACUGAAAUGGCCAUUCCUGGCUUAUUAUUCGUCGUCAGUCAGUCAUACCCAACCCCGAAUUGUGCAGCGCCUGGAGCUCGAACUCGCGACCUGUUAGUUUGAAGUCCAACGCCUCUAACCACUGAGCCAUGGGCUCGUUGUUUUGUCGGUUACGAUCGGGACUAUACAAUGGUAGAGGGGCGCUCACUGAUCGCUUUUACGGUCACACUUGUCGAUUUUGUGAGAGACAGAGAGCUAUGCAGUACAUAUUGGCGUGCGUUUGCAGCGCUUUGUCUGUGUCCUGGUGUGAUCUCUUCGCCCGGGUGAUAAAAUUCUUUAUCCGAGGAGGACUCUCCUUUGUCGACGACGGCAGCUUACUAGCUGAGGCACCAAAUGAGUAUUGAUUUUGUAGCACGUUUAAAAUGUUAAUUGUUUACUGCACAAUUACUCUAGUCUGACGACGACACGGGGAACCGACGUCGAAAAUUUACUCAAUAAAGUUUUCUCUCUUUCCCAAAGAACGUAUUUGAUUUCAAAUUAUAUUUCUUGGGAUGCCUGCGUUCCAAAGAUAAAUACCGAUAUGCGAUAUAUAUAUAUAUAUAUAUAGUAGAUAAAGUAAUUGCUCUAUCUCACCGAAUGUUGACCGAAACUACGAAGUGUACUUUCGAUUCGAAAAGAUUACCAAAUUAGGCUUGAAAUAGCGAUUAAUACGCUGCUUUCUGAACGAGCAGUACGUACUCACAGUGCGCGCAUUUUUUCAAUCAUGCCCAACCAUUUUCAGCCUCGAUCGAUCGAUCUCCCCAGACAACAGGAAAUUAGUGAUAUUAACGGGUAGCAAGAGCAUCCGCACAAAGUGACUUGAGACGCAGUCAAACCUUUUCAAAAACAUGGAAAAUAUUAAGCUAUAGUUUAUUACUCGCGCGCGUCUCCCGCACAGGCAUGUCCUGUUCUGCGCAGAGCGACUGUAUGGGGUCUUCCACUUCCUGUCCGCACCAAAACAGUUAACAAGAUGACAAUCCUGGCAACCUGUCCUGUUCAUUUGUGCAGAAUCUCAUGCUUGGAGACUUAUACGCAGCUGGUGGAGGAGACUGGGUGUACGGCGAAACUCCGGUCCCAACUCUUCCCUGGAACCAGAUCAAGAUGGCGGACUUUUCGAACAAUUUUCUGCAUUCUAUUGAUCAGACAAUCGUGAGUCUCCUCUGCUUGCCGUAA